Plasmodium malariae is the source of this 5241-nucleotide messenger RNA. Its product is annotated as serine esterase, putative. The transcript is spliced from 3 exons. The record is from RefSeq and is a predicted model, not a curated record. Lineage: Eukaryota; Apicomplexa; Aconoidasida; Haemosporida; Plasmodiidae. The coding region runs from base 1 to 5241 and encodes 1746 amino acids.
AUGAAAGAAAAAAAUUCAUCUUAUAGAAGUGAAUCUAUAUUCUCCGCAAAUAGGAACCCAUUUGAGAUGCUUGAAACAAUUGAUGAUGCAAAGGAAGCAAAAAGAAGUGCUAAUUUUUUUAACAACAAUAAAAAUAUUCUUUUAAAUUUAUUUAGCAGUUCAAAUAAUGAGAACAAUGUUGAUAGUUUAUUAUUUAAAAAAAAAAACAUAAAGAAUAUUAAUGCUGCAAAAACAAAACAGAAAGAAUGUAAGAAUAAGGAGACGGAUGAACAAAUACAAGAAGUAGAUAAUAGGAAAAAAAAUGAUAAUACAAAUUGUGAGAAAAAAAAAUGGAUAAGAAAUUUCUGCUGGUUCUGUUCAUUGAAUUUGUUAGACGAAAUUUUAGAAAAGGAAAUUUAUAAAGAAAAGAUACAUGAGCAUGUAUAUGAUUUGAUAUAUGAUGAAAAUACGUAUUUUGAUACCAGUUCAACGAUGAGUGCUCCAUACGAGUUUGUAAGGUUUAUGCUAGCACAGCUGGACUACAAUAAUUUACAUGAUAUUAAAAUAAAAAAUACAAUUAAAGAAGAAAAAUACUUGUUUAAAAAAUUUUGUAAAAAAUAUAAAUAUAACAAAAAAUAUCAUAAAUUAAGAGAUGUCUCUUAUUCUAGUAAUUCUAGUAGUAGUGCAAGUGUAAAAAGUGAUCAUACAUUAAUUAAUGAAAAGAGAAGUAUAAAUAUACAUUAUAGUAAUUAUCUAAAUAUAAGAAAAGAGUUGUUUAAUAGCGAUAAUGAAUAUGAAAAUAAUAGUCAAAAAAAUAAUGAGAGUAAAAGAAAAACAUUCUAUGAUAGUAAUAAUUUGGGAAAUUGUGAUAGUAGUGAUUUAUUUUAUUACAAAAAUGUAGCAUCAUCAGAUGACAUGAGUAAUAAUAACAAUUCUUUUGAAACCAUUUCGUUGGAUGACGAAAGAGGUAAAAAAAAAGAAGACCUCUGUUCGGAAGGGAUUAAUGCAAAGGACGUUUCGAAACAUCAAAAUGGCAACAGAAUCGAUGUGAGUGGUAACAACAUCGGUGCGAGUGCUAGAAAUAUUAACGGGAGUGGUAACAACAUUAGUGGGAGUAAUAAUGAAACAUUUCUAUCCAAUAGCAAUUCAAAUAUAAGGAAUAAACGCAAAUGUAGUGAAUACAGAUUUAAAAGAUUGAGUGAACCUGCUUUACCUUUACAUAACCUGUUAAAAAACGAAGAGGAGGAGAAAGGAGGGAAAGGAGCAAAAAUGAUGAAGAUUAGUAGGUGCAAUAAUAAUAAUAAUAUCGCCUAUGGAAAGUUACAGUGUUAUGAUUAUAAUAACAUGCAGUAUAAUAAGCCAUAUAAUAUGCCAUAUAAUAUGCCAUAUAAUAUGCGGUGUAAUAUACAGUAUAGCGAAAAGGGAAAGAGAGGGAGAAAUGAAAAUACCAGCAAAAAGGGGAAUGAUCUUUUCAAUGGGGAAAAUAAAAAUUUUUCGAGCAGUAACAAUAGCAAAAAUAAUGGCAACAAUAAUAGUUGUAGCAAUAAAAAUGACCGUGGGCAAACGAAUAAUAGUGGGAACAAUAAUAAGAUGAUUAUUAAUAACUAUUAUGACUAUUAUAACGAUGGUAAUAAUUAUAAUAUGCUUAUCGGUGGAAACUACCAUAAUGAUAGCAGUUACUAUGACAUUAGUAAUUCUUAUAAUAAUAGUAAUUACUGUAACAGUAGCAAUCACCGUAACAAUAGCAUUCGCUGUAACAAUAGAAGUUGUUACAACAAAAAUAGUCGUUGUAAGUAUGCAGCGAGCUACCACCACGUAAGAAGGAGUUAUUCACUUAAUAUACAGUGGAGCGAGAAGUGGAACUCCAUGAGGAAUAGCAAAAAAUAUAAUGAAGUGAACGAUUGUCAAAAUAGUUGUGUAGAAAUAGGUAGUACGUUAAAUGAUAAUAUAUGUAAUACAAAUGUAAGCAGUGAAAAGGUUCUUGAUGAGCAAAAGAAUAAUUCAAGUACUUACAAUGAAAGGGUAUAUAAUAAAUAUAAAAACAAUUUGAAUUAUAUAAAGAAAUUUUAUUACAUAGAUGAAACACAAAAAAAACCAUUCCCAUUAUGUUUAUAUGAUAUUAUAAAAGCAUUUGGUACAAUAAGGCAAUGUUCACGUUGUUACUGUUUCUUUAAUUCUAUAUCAUGUCACUGUCUCGAAUGUAAAAAGAAAUAUAAUAUGACUUUAAAAAACCCGCACUAUUUUAUAUUUCAACAUGGAUUAACUGCAAGUGUGCUAGAUUUUCAAAAUAUUAUAAAUCCAUUAUUAACAAAAUAUCCACAUUUAUUUAUUUAUAUAACAUAUAGUAAUCAGAGCCACACAUUUGAAGGUGUAGAUGUCGGAACAGAAAGGAUAUGUACUGAAUUAAAAUGCUUAUUUAAAAUAAUAAAUGAUAAAAUAAACAUAUCUAUGAUUGGACAUUCUUUAGGAGGAAUAUUAAAUAGAUCUGUUUUAAUAAAUUUAUAUAGAAAAAAAGUAUUCAAAAAAAAAAAGUUAAUAAAUUUUAUAACUUUUGCCUGUCCACAUAUAGGUGUUCAUGAAAAUAUGGCAAUUAUGAAUGCACUCUCUGUGUAUUUAUGUGCACAUACUAUUGAUGAUUUAAAUAAUCAGACUACACUUUUAUUAAAAAUAGCUAAUAUUGAAAGUAUAAAUAUUUUAAAAAAAUUUGAAAAUAUUAUCUUUUAUGGUAAUACACAAUCAGAUUGGCUAGUUGGUAUAAGGACAUCUCUAAUUUUACCUUAUACUUUAUUUAGUGAAGAACUUAUUUUAUUUAUAAUAGAGCAAGGAAGAAAUGUGCCUGAAAUUCCUAUUAACAUUUUUUCUGUUGUUCAUUUAUAUAUGAGAAAGAAAAAGCUACUUUUUUUUUAUUUUUAUCAAGAUUUAAAAAAUCCAAAUUAUGUGUUAAAUAGGAGAAAGGAACAAAGCAAGUUUUUAGAUCAAAUGUUACAAACUAUUAUAUCAUCAAGUAAAUUAUUAUCAUGUUCACAGAAAAAAAAGUUCAAUAUCUUUAUGAAUUAUUAUAGUAACUCUGAUACGAGAAGAAUGGACGUUCAGAAUAAAAAAAAGAAAAGUGUAUCCAUUGUAGGCAGUAGUGCCAGUAGUAACGACAACACUAAUGAUAACAGUAUUAAUAGUAAUAAUAAUAGUAACAAUGGUAGUAAUAUUAGUCAUAUUAGUAGUAAUAACAACAAUAGUAAUAUUAGUAGUAAUAGCAAUAGUAAUAAUAAUAAUUGUAACAACAGUAGUAAUAAUAACAAUAAUAAUAGUUGUAACAACAGUAGUAUUAAUUUGUCAAAAAAUAGAGACCCACUUUGCAAAAAUGCCGCCACAACUGACCAUUUAUUGUAUGAUAAGAAAAACUGUAAUGACAAAAUCUUUUUAAAUGUUUCGUAUAGUGGUAAUAGUAAGAUCAGUUUAGUAGAUGCACACGAUGAUAAAUUGCAUUCGAGCGAUUUGAAGUCUGAUGUAUCUGUAGUUAAUUUUAGUCAAAAUGAUAACCCAAAGGAAGAACAGGAGGAGGUGAAGAAGAAGGAGAAGAAGAAGGAGGAGGAAAAGAAGGAAGUGGAAGGAGUAGGUGAAAAAGUGCCCAUCAGUGGUAGCAACAACAUUUGUGACCACUAUAGGUUUUCAGAAAACUCCCAAAUGGAUAACAGUGAUAAGAGGGAUAGUAGGGGAAUUAGCGCUUUUGGGAAUAGCGGCAUGGAUAAUAGCAGGAUAAAUUGCGGAAGGAAUAAUAGUGGUAACGAUAGUGGAGGAAGUGCUAGUGGUAAUGGUUUCAGUGGUGGGGGAAACAAGUGGACACUGUUCAAAGCACGGAACUUUGAAGAGAUAUUUUCAAAAGAUAAUAAUAAUACCUCUAUAUGCACCAAUAAAAAUGUAUCCUGCAAGGAUAAGGAAAACAAAAUAUAUUAUUAUGAAAAGUAUCUUAACAUACCAGAUAAUUAUAAAAUAGUAAGAAGCUCUAAAGUACCGGAGAAUGUGAAUUUGUACAAUAAUGAAAAAGUCAAGAAUUUUGAAAGAACGUAUUAUGGCAGGGGGAGCGAUGAAAAUUUGCAGAGUGGUGCAUGUGCGAAGGGUGAUAAUGCUAAUGGCUCUACAAAUGUAAAAGAGGAUACUGUGAACAGACGGGAUAAAGUGAGCAGCAAUAGUAUUGGAAGUGGUAGAGGCAAUGGCUGUGAUAACACUAGUGAAGUAGUGAGUAAAGGAGCUGACUCGAUUAAGCAGGAAAACAAGAAGAAAAAAAUGUGUGACUACAAAUAUUUUGAAAAGUUAUUCUUUGAAUGCCUAAAGACGAAGAUAAUAAAUGAUAUAAAAACGUUAGACAACAAUUUGAAAAAAAUUGAACCCAGCAAAUUAUUUUCGCUCCAAAAUACUAUUAACGCUAUAAGAAAUUAUAGUUUUUUGUAUUCUUCGAAAAAUAAUAAAAACGGGAAAAACAUAUCCAAUCAUAAUGGCACGACUGCGGCGGCAACAGCGGUGAGUACCACGAACAGCACUAGUGACAAAAGGGAUCAAGAAAAUAUGGGGAAAAGUUUACUAGGAGGAAGUAAAGCGAAAAAUGAAGUUAGCAGUGAAAAUGAAAAGAGGAUGGAUAUUUAUUCAAAUGAAAACAACAAAUAUGAGAAGAGGGGAGACGAAAAGAGGAAGGACGAAAAGCGAAAGAUUGAAAAAUGCAAAGAUGAAAAUUACACAUUUCAGUUGUGUCAUGCAAAAAGUGAAGAGUAUGAUUAUAUUAGUGAAUUUUUCUGUACAUCAUCAGAUGACAACUAUGAGAGUGAUGGAAGCAAUCGAGAAAUGUUAAACGAAGACGUGUCAACAAGUAAGGAACACUGUAACAAUCAUGAGGCAAAUAGUAAUGCAGCAAAUGGGAAGUUUAUACAUAAUAGGAGGAACGUAUAUUGUAAUGAUAUCCCGAUGAAAAAAAAAAUGAAAAGAAAUAAUCUACUAAAAGGUAUAACAAAAGCGGAUAAGAAAAAAUAUAAAGAAAUAUUAUUUCAUAUAUAUACCAUAUCGAAUGAGCAGCUGAUAGAAAAGUUUUUUAAAAAUCCGGAACUUCUCUAUUAUGAAGUAUUAUUUUAUUGUUUAAACCAAUUGCCAAUUCAAAGGUACUGUAUUUCACUUCCAUUAUAUUCAAAUGCACAUGUCCAAAUUAUCGCACAUCCUCGACUGUGUUCAGAAGAAUCAGCUUCAGUGAAGCAUUUCCUCGAGCAUUUGAUACUUUAA